AUGGCCACAAGGAUAAAAAAGAUGGCCACAAGGAUAAAAAAGAUGGCCACAAGGAUAGAAAAGAUGGCCACAAGGAUAAAAAAGAUGGUUAAAAGGAUAAAAAAGAUGGCCACAAGGAUGAAAAGAGAUGGCCACAAGGAUAAAAAAGAUGGCCACAAGGAUAGAAAAGAUGGCCACAAGGAUAAAAAAGAUGGCCACGAAGAUAAAAAAGAUGGUCACGAUAAAGCAGAGAAGCGCCAUGCAGACACGAACGGUGGCGACGAAGCGGUGCGCAAGAUGUUCAUUUUAUCGAGUAAUAGUGACGAUCAAAGUUCCGAGGAGAGGAAGGCUCAGAAGAAGGAGAGAUAA
This is a messenger RNA of Homarus americanus (American lobster), 348 nucleotides long. RefSeq lists its product as uncharacterized. The record is from RefSeq and is a predicted model, not a curated record. The transcript has a single exon. The coding region runs from base 1 to 348 and encodes 115 amino acids. Lineage: Eukaryota; Metazoa; Arthropoda; Malacostraca; Decapoda; Nephropidae.